Molecule: messenger RNA, 2987 nt
Organism: Polypterus senegalus (gray bichir)
Lineage: Eukaryota; Metazoa; Chordata; Cladistia; Polypteriformes; Polypteridae
Gene: errfi1a
Product: ERBB receptor feedback inhibitor 1a
Exons: 4
Coding region: 205-1470 (421 amino acids)
Biological process (GO): regulation of keratinocyte differentiation; negative regulation of epidermal growth factor receptor signaling pathway
Cellular component (GO): extrinsic component of cytoplasmic side of plasma membrane
Source: RefSeq, a predicted model, not a curated record
AGCACAGUCAGUUAGCAGAUAGGUUUGCGCAGCGUCGCAAGUGUGGCUUAAAAUGGAUGGUAGUGGGAGAUAUUGGAACACUGUUUAACGAGUCGAAAAGAACCAAUGGGCCAUCGGCUCUGUGGAGGAAUGUCCUUAGUUAUUGCGUAGCUGCCUCAGGAAAGGCUGCCAAGGUUGGAUGCAUUAAUUGAACAUUACUGCAAAAUGUCCACAGCUGGAGUUGCUGCUCAGGAUGUCAGAAAUUCUUUGAAGAGUGGCUUUCAACAACAAGACCACCCAUACUGGGGUUCACACGGGGGAUUUGAGAACUUGUACCUGAGCCUUGACACAACAUCUAUGGCCUACAACCUGAAAUCGCACCAGCAGCACCCUGUGUCUGUGGGAUUUGAGAGGCCAUCUUCACACAAAGAACUAUUUCAGGGACUCUGCUGCUUCACCAGUGGCCAGCGGUUGCCACCUAAAAAGAGCCGACCAUCACAACUCAAUCUCUCUGGUGAAUCUUUUGUUCACAGCAUCCUGGAAAGUGAUCAGGUGGUGCCCUCCUUCAGUAAACUCUCUGUGAAUGGUGGGGUCUUCCACGAACGGACACCACCUCAUACUCCCAUUCGGGCUGGACCUGCUUGUGGACUGUUUAUGGAGAAAACUGUGAAGCCACUACCCCCUUUGCCUGUCCCUGGGAAUGGUGGGGACAUCUCUCCGGAUGCAGUGGACAGUGAAGUGGAAUUCUUCACAAGCACAGACAGCAGUUCUUUGGUCACAGAUUCCUGUUACAAGCCUUUGGCAUUCAGAUAUGGAGCUCCAAGCCGCAGGAGCUUUCGAGGAUGUGGACAGAUCAACUAUGCUUAUUUUGAUGGCCCUACUGGGUCUCAAAUAGAUGAGGACUGCACACCUCCCUCAACUUCCUGCACUUUUCAAACUGAAGAAAUUAAAUGUGUUUCACAGACGGGCUUCACACACAGCCAGCCGGAACGACCCCACCGACGGCUGAGGAGGUCUCACUCUGGCCCUGCUGGCUCUUUCAACAAGCAAACGCUAAGAAUAGGAUGCCAGAAAACUUCCCCACCACAGUCCGAUGGAGACAAACCAGUUGUGCCACCCAGAGUACCAAUCCCUCCAAGACCUCUGAAGGGAGAUAUUAGAAGAUGGUCAGCUGAGGUCACCUCAAACAUGUAUUCUGAUGAUGACAAGCCACCUAAAGUGCCCCCCAGGGAGCCACGAUGCCAAGGGGACUCUCGUACCCCCAGCCCCAAAAGCCUCCCUUCAUACCUCAAUGGGGUAAUGCCACCAACCCAGAGCUUUGCACCUGAUCCAAAGUAUAUGAGUGCAAAAGCACUGCAGCGCCAGAACAGUGAGGGUUCCCAGACUCACUAUCCCUGUAUCCUACCUAUUAUUGAGGGAGGAAAGAAGGCCAGUACCACACACUACUACCUCCUUCCAGAAAGACCUGUCUGUUUGGACAGUGAUGAAUGAUUUGCAGCUGCUUUUUCAGGCCACACGGAGGGCAACUUAUUCUAUUUAUGUCUGCUUCCUUGGACUUAAGGUGGCAGCCCUGGCCUGUGGCCAAAUAGCAAAUCUACCUGGGCUGAGGCCUGUACUUGACUCCAGGACCAAACCUGCAUUGGCCAGUCAGGACAAGUAGUUGCAGUGCUUGCACAGCAUGUUGUUAUGGGCCAGGCAAGGGGCUAGAGGUUGAGUGAGCGAAAUUAUUUCCCAGGCUCACAGGUGUUUUGUUUGACUCAUGAGAUGGACAGCCAGAUGGCCUUUUUUUAUAGCUGUAAGGAUGGUAAUGCACUGGUAUUUGCUCAAAUAGCUAUGUAUGGAUCCAUCCUUAGCAGUGUUGUGUGUCAUCUAUGAGUGUUUUUACUUUGAGGUUAUUGAAAUGAAGUAGUUGCACGAGCAGGACUCGUGUGCCACACCACUUAAGUGUUUGUAUAUGUGUUUCUCUAUGUGUGUGAGCAUUUUGGGAGAAGUGUGGAUCGUAUCUGCCUUAUCCUUAUUUAAAGUUACAUGUAAUGUCAUUCUUGCCCUUGUCACAAGUUUUCUGAGUAGCAGUCUUCUCUUCUUCAGACUGAUAACUAACAUAGAUGUUGAACAGGUACUUUUGUUCUUUUGGAGUAAGAAAAAAAAAUUCUACUAACCUACUUCUUGGCCAGUUGUGGGGUGCAACAGUUCUACUCCUGUUAUUGAGGAGAUCAUUGCUUUGACAUUACUGGAAUUGUUGGCGAAUCCAGUCUACCAGAGUCUUUGUUCUGCUGGCUGGAAUUUGGGGGCAAAGGGUGGCAUCAGUGGAACCUACACUUGUUUCUCAGGAAAACUUGGAGGAUGUAAUUUUUUUUUUGUUUUGUUUUAGUGCUUGGUUUCUAACUUGAGGUUCAGGCUUGCAUCUCUCCCUUGGAGUGAAAUAGUGGGUGGGUCCUGGGGGGGCUGUAAUUGAUGUUUUGGAGAGAGACGUAUUCAUCCUCCACAGUUGCUUCCUUUGAUAGUAUGCUGCUUUCUUACAGGUGCAGUCCACUGAUCACCUCCCUUAGUAGUUCCUAUUUGUAUCUAUGUAGCCGUGAAGCAGAUGGUCCGAGAUGAAGAGUCUCGCAUGUAAAGGAAGGUGUGUUGUAGUGCACAGCCUAUUGGGUAGUUGUAGCUCAAAUCUGUGAGUUAAAUUAACAGUAGGACUGGUCCAGAGUGGCUUUCAUGUCUUUGUGUUUAUAUAAAGAAGCAGCUGUUUACAUUCUAAAAAACUGCUAGAUGUGAUUUCUGUGAAUUAUUUAAAACAAAUCUUAACAUUAUAAGUCUUAUUUUGAAGCAAAAUAUAAAAUGAAGGCAUGUGUUUCAUAAAUGGCAAAUCUGCUGCUGCAGAAUGCACUGAAGUUGCACUGUUGUGCAAUAUUUCCAGUAUUUGACAAAUUCCCUUGUCAUCCUGCAGACUGUAAAUGGUAUGCUUAGCUCGCUCUCUAUUCUAGUAAACAUAAUAAAAAAUUAUAUUUAUGAAAUAU